AUGUCUACGUUAGAAGAAUUGGAGCAGGACGAACUCAUCGACCAAGAAAUUGCAUCUUCGUCCACGCAGGACAUCAUCAACCGCACAAAGCUUCUUCACAAUGACAUCCAGGUGAUGUUUUCCGAGUCGCAGCGACUUUCACACGAAAAGGCGGUUAUGACAGAGAGAAUCAAGGAUAACCAGGAGAAAAUCAACAACAACAAGCAGUUACCGUAUUUGGUCAGUAAUGUGGUGGAGCUUUUGGACUUAGAUGCGGAGAAGGAAGCGCUUGAGCAAGGUGCCAAUGUCGAUGUGGAUGCAGCUCGACUGGGUAAACUGGCGGUUAUCAAAACGUCAACGAGGCAAACGAUUUUCUUGCCGCUUAUUGGGCUUGUUGACGAGGCACAAUUGAAGCCAAACGACUUGAUUGGUGUCAAUAAGGAUUCCUACUUGAUUUUGGACACUUUGCCCUCCGAAUACGACUCCAGAGUGAAGGCAAUGGAAGUGGACGAGAAACCCACAGAAAACUACUCGGACAUUGGUGGUUUGGACAAGCAGAUUGAAGAAUUGAUCGAGGCUGUCGUUUUGCCCAUGAAGCAAGCAGACAAGUUCAAGGCGCUUGGUGUCAAACCACCCAAAGGUGCUUUGAUGUAUGGGCCACCGGGAACAGGUAAAACGCUUCUUGCGCGUGCUUGUGCAGCACAGUCGGGUGCCACUUUCCUUAAGUUGGCUGCCCCACAGUUGGUGCAGAUGUUCAUUGGAGAUGGAGCCAAGUUGGUUCGAGAUGCAUUUGCCUUGGCCAAGGAAAAGGCACCAACGAUUAUUUUCAUUGACGAGUUGGACGCGAUCGGAACAAAGCGGUUCGAUUCCGACAAGAGUGGUGACCGUGAAGUUCAGCGGACGAUGUUGGAGCUUUUGAACCAGCUAGAUGGAUUCGGUUCUGACGAUCGUGUGAAGGUUUUGGCUGCAACCAACAGAGUGGACACGUUGGAUCCUGCGUUGUUGCGUUCUGGUCGGUUGGACAGAAAAAUCGAGUUCCCAUUGCCGACUGAAGAAGCACGUGAGUCGGUGUUGAAGAUCCACGCCCGUAAAUUGAACUGUGACCACACCUCCGUGAACUGGAGAGAAUUGGCGCGGUCCACAGACGAAUUCAACGGUGCGCAGUUGAAGGCUGUCACUGUCGAGGCCGGAAUGAUUGCAUUGCGGAAUGGAAAAUCCAUCAUUCGCCACGAGGAUUUCGUUGAAGCUAUUGGUGAAGUGCAAGCACGCAAGUCCAAGUCCGUCAACUUCUACGCCUAG
Molecule: messenger RNA, 1278 nt
Organism: Clavispora lusitaniae ATCC 42720
Lineage: Eukaryota; Fungi; Ascomycota; Pichiomycetes; Serinales; Metschnikowiaceae
Gene: RPT5
Product: proteasome regulatory particle base subunit
Biological process (GO): proteasome-mediated ubiquitin-dependent protein catabolic process
Cellular component (GO): proteasome regulatory particle, base subcomplex
Molecular function (GO): ATP hydrolysis activity; proteasome-activating activity; ATP binding
Source: RefSeq, a predicted model, not a curated record